GAUCACCUGAGGGGAGGGGGGGGGGGGAUUACCAGACAGCUUGUGCCACUCAUUGUGGAGGGACGUGUGAGGCGGUGUCGUUAUAAUAACGCGCACUCACUGGUUUACUGGAUUUGUUUCACGACUCUUCCAUGACGCGCCCCGGACGCACCGAUGGAGCCUUCUGCUGGACGCUUUUUUUACAAACACGAGACUGCAGCGGCCGGUGUGUGAUGCGAACUGAGCCGUGGGUGGUGUAGACCCCCCUCUCCCCUGCACACCACACCACCGCCUUAUCCGAGAACACCCCCCCUCGAACAUCCCUAUCCCUCCCCACCGGGACGCGCAGCCUUGCGCACACUCCACUGGGGCAACAUGUCCCGGGCAGCGGCUAUCGCCAACUCGCUGAUCCGCCAGAAGCGGCAGGCGAGGGAGCGGGAGAAGUCGAACCAAUGCCGGCAAGGCACCGGCAGCCCGAGCAACAGCAAAGGCGCCAACGAGAAGCCGAGCAAGCUGAACGUGUUCUCACGGGUCAAACUGUUUGGAUCGAGGAAGAAACGGAAGAGAAGGCGACCACCAGAGCCCCAGUUAAAGGGCAUUGUGACCAGGCUUUCCAGUAGCCAGGGCUUCCAGCUGCAGAUGCAGCCUGAUGGCACCAUUGAUGGAACCAAGGAUGAAGACAGCACCUAUGCUGUGUUCAACCUGAUCCCGGUGGGGCUUCGUGUGGUGGCCAUCCAGGGCGUCCAGACCAAACUCUAUCUGGCAAUGAACAACGAAGGCUUUCUCUACACCUCUGAACAUUUUACCCCGGAGUGUAAGUUCAAGGAGUCGGUGUUUGAGAACUACUACGUCACCUACUCGUCCAUGCUGUACCGGCAGCAGGCCUCGGGUCGGGCCUGGUACCUCGGACUCAACAAGGAGGGCGGGAUCAUGAAGGGGAACCACGUCAAGAAGAACAAGGCCGCAGCACACUUCAUACCGAAACCGCUCAAAGUGGCCAUGUAUAGGGAGCCCUCUCUCCACGACCUGACAGAACUCUCACGGUCAGGCAGCGGCACACCGACAAAGAGUCGCAGCGCUUCGGCCCUACUCAACGGCGGAGGGAAGUCGCCCAGCAACAAUGACUUAUCCUAGCCCCCCCACCCCUCACACACCUCACACACACACACACACACACACACACACGCAGACACACACACAGACACACAGACACACAUACACUCGCACACAGAUCUCAGGCCGACAUGCCCACACAUCAGGCUGUCGAGGGGUAGGAGGAGGAGGAGGAGGAGAAAACGAAGGAGGACAGGAUUGUGUUCUUCCACUUAACGGAGCCCACUGUGACUGACUGUGAUGUAAAUAAAAUCAAGGACAAUCAAUCCGUCUGGCUCUGCUGCUCUGGUCUGCAGAGGGACGGGACCUGUGAAUCUCUUCCCUCGACUACUCUUCCUACUGUAUAUCCUAACCAGACAGAACAGAACAAGGUGAGGGAGAAGGAGUAAAGAAAAAAUAGGGAUGGAUAAGAGAGAGUCAGUCAGUCACAUAUAGUCAGAUAAACAGACUGUUACUGAGAACCAAAGAGUCCAAGUAUUAACUAAAGUUACUGCGGCGAAAGCGGCGAGAAAGUUAGAAGUGACAAAGGAAGGAAGGGAGUCUUUAUCUAUUCUACCAUAUGCUAUGUUUACACAGAGCUCACGGGGUUAAGUCAUAUUUUUAAAAAUGUAUUCCUUGUACACUUAUGAGGACUGAUCUUUUGUUUUGCAUGCAGGUGCGCCUGUGUGUGCGUGUGUGUGUGUGUGUGUGAGUGUGUGUGGGCAAGAGAGAGCGAGUGGGUGAGCACGCAUGUGUCCGGGGGGAGGGUUUGGGGGGGGAUUUUACCUUUUUAAGAUCUGUUGUAUAUCAGACAAACCUCCUGAGGGCUUUAGCAGGUUAAAAUAAGGUUUACUGUAUAUGCUUCCAUGCUUACUUCUUACAAGCAAUGCCGUUGUUUAUCUUUCCGUUUUGUCGUCGUUGUCCCUUGCUGUUUGUUUGUUUGUUGUUGCAUGGAAGCUUGUGGACCUCUGCUCAGUAGCAGCAUGCCGUUUUUAAUUUUUGGUUUUUCCUGGUCUUGCGUGUUCCCGACCUAAAGAGAACACUAGUGAGCCAACAGUGUCGUACCAGAACACUAGUGAGCCAAUGGGAGGGUGUUGGUUGGAACACUACUGGACCAAUAGUAUUGCACCAGAAUAUGAAUGGACCAAUGGUGUUGGACCAGAGCCCAAAACCACCUCGACCAAUGGGAGCACAGAUUAACUUCAUAUUUUGGUUCCUGCCGUGGACAAACUAGAAAUGCACUAAAUAAACUCUUUCUAAAGAAGU
This is a messenger RNA of Sebastes umbrosus (honeycomb rockfish), 2337 nucleotides long. It is a transcript of the gene fgf13b, whose product is annotated as fibroblast growth factor 13b. The transcript has 5 exons. The record is from RefSeq and is a predicted model, not a curated record. Gene Ontology annotation, biological process: positive regulation of protein phosphorylation; animal organ morphogenesis; positive regulation of cell population proliferation. Bases 355 to 1113 code for a protein of 252 amino acids. Gene Ontology annotation, molecular function: growth factor activity; fibroblast growth factor receptor binding. Gene Ontology annotation, cellular component: cytoplasm. NCBI's taxonomy places the organism in Eukaryota, Metazoa, Chordata, Actinopteri, Perciformes, Sebastidae.